AUGACCGCCGCUUUCCCAAUCCAGCCUGUAGCACGGUUUGCGGGCAAGAGUGAGCUGGUCAAACGGCCAAAGGAAUUUGCGUGCUUCUCAUACGAUGCCGAUCACAAGUUCCAUCUUGGAGCUCAGUCAUUGAAGUGGUAUUACACACCAGAUCUCAACGUCGACCUGUCCAAGGGCUUUGAGAGCUUCAUCAAACAUGACGACAGUGUAGACGAACAUUUGGACAGCCUCCUUACCACCAUUGCCGACUAUGAGCAAAAGACGUCGAAACCGAUCGAUGCUCACAUUAUCAUGGCAGCCCCCUUUGAUGAUGACGGCUUUAUCGAAGAAAACCAUGCAUACAAACAAGCGUCGAGAGCAAACGAGCGGCCAUGGAACGGGCCGAUCCCGCAAGAAGUGAUGCAGUACUGGGGCUACAAGUUUGAGACCCUGAGCACACUUCCGAGACCAUGGGGCCAGACUUCUCGCGAUUUCAUUGAAAGUCGUCCCGAUCAUGUCGUGAACAACAAGGAGCAAUACUGCUCAGUAGUCCGUACAGGCAUUGGCAAGACCAUUCUCUGUAUCGGUGGUGAGGUUGAUGCUAUAUGGGACGAUAAACCAAGGACUCAAGGCGACCCAAUCAACUGGGUGGAGCUCAAGACGUCGGCAGUAAUCCAGAAUGAGCGCCAGGCCAACAACUUUGAGCGUAAGCUCAUGAAGUUUUGGAUCCAGUCCUUUCUCCUAGGCGUCCCCAAGAUCAUUGUCGGAUUCCGGACGCAGGAUGGGCUGCUGGUUGAGACCAAAGAGUUCCGCACGAUGGAGAUACCGCUAAUGGUGAAGAAGAAUGGGCGGCCAAAAUGGGAUGGGGAUACGUGCGUCAACUUUGCUAACGGCUUCCUCGAGUGGCUUCGCCAUACCAUCACCGACGAGGGUGUGUGGAGGAUCAAGAGAAGGCCUCGGUCGGCAGAAAUUGAAGUGUUCAAAGUCGAGGAGGUGGGCCACGGAGACAUCAUCACAGAUGAGUUCAUGAACUGGCGCAUCAAGCUCGAGCUUCGUCAGGCACAGCCGCCUACUGAAGACAACGGGGCCGAAGAGUAG
Molecule: messenger RNA, 1077 nt
Organism: Neurospora tetrasperma FGSC 2508
Lineage: Eukaryota; Fungi; Ascomycota; Sordariomycetes; Sordariales; Sordariaceae
Exons: 7
Coding region: 1-1077 (358 amino acids)
Biological process (GO): nuclear-transcribed mRNA catabolic process; NAD-cap decapping
Cellular component (GO): cytosol; nucleus
Molecular function (GO): mRNA 5'-diphosphatase activity
Source: RefSeq, a predicted model, not a curated record